GACUAUCUUUCUUACUUCCUUCCUUUAAUACAUAUCUCUACUUCUUUCGUAUAUCCUGUUCCUUAAAAAAUAAAACACCAAAAGAACAAACUAAAGAACACCCAAUUCAGCCUUUGACUUUAAUUUUCAAGAUUGAGAAAGAAUUUCUAAAGAUUUUGAGUCUAUGGGGUUUAAAGGAGGAGUUUUUUUCUGCUGUUUUUGCUUAAUUUUUGCUGUAUUUUUGCUGAGUUCUUCAUUCGUCAUUGGAGGUGAUAUAGUUCAUCAUGAUGAUGUUGCUCCAAAGAGGCCUGGUUGUAACAACAAUUUUGUGCUGGUAAAAAUUCCAACAUGGGUUCAUGGGAAUGAAGUAACUGAGUUUGUUGGCAUUGGGGCUCGAUUUGGCCCCACAUUGGAAUCAAAGGAGAAGCGUGCUAAUCAGACGAGGCUUGCCUUUGCAGACCCAACGGAUUGUUGUAGCAAUCCUAAGAAUAAGCUCACUGGUGAGUCCAUCCUGGUGCACCGAGGUAAUUGCAGUUUCACCAGAAAAGCAAAAGUUGCAGAGGCUGCUGGCGCUUCAGCGAUCAUCAUUAUAAACAACCAGACAGAGCUCUUCAAGAUGGUUUGUGAGCCCGAUGAACCUGAUGUGGACAUCGGUAUCCCUGCCGUGAUGCUCCCACAAGAUGCAGGUACAAGCCUGAUAGAGUUUCUCAGGAACAGCUCUGCAGUUUCGGUGCAGCUGUACUCUCCGAAACGUCCAACGGUUGAUGUUGCUGAAGUGUUUUUAUGGCUUAUGGCGGUUGCUACCAUAUUAUGUGCUUCUUAUUGGUCUGCAUGGAGUGCCAGAGAAGCAGCAAUUGAGCAGGACAAGUUCUUAAAAGAUGGCUCAGAUGAUUAUGGUGGCAAGGAGGUGACUCAUUCCGGUGGUGUAUUGGACAUCAGCACAGCAUCGGCACUUCUGUUCGUAGUGGUCGCAUCUUGCUUCUUGAUUAUGCUUUACAAGUUGAUGUCCUUCUGGUUUAUUGAGGUUCUGGUGGUCCUAUUUUGCAUCGGUGGCGUUGAGGGUCUACAAACCUGUUUGGUGGCCUUGUUAUCAUGUUUCAGAUGGUUUGAACAUGCUCAUGAAUCGGUUAUUAAAGUUCCACUUCUGGGGCCUGUUUCAUAUCUUUCGCUGGCAAUUUCUCCAUUCUGCUUAGCUUUCGCUGUUAUGUGGGCGGUUUUCCGCCGUGUCUCCUUUGCUUGGAUAGGUCAAGACAUACUUGGUAUUGUGUUGAUCAUUACCGUUCUUCAGAUCAUACGAGUUCCCAAUCUCAAGGUGGGAACAGUUCUUCUCACUUGUGCAUUCUUCUAUGACAUUUUUUGGGUAUUUGUUUCCAAAUGGUUGUUCCACAAGAGUGUUAUGAUAGAGGUUGCACGUGGUGAUAAUAGCGGAGAAGAUGGAAUUCCCAUGUUACUGAAA
Molecule: messenger RNA, 1435 nt
Organism: Nicotiana tabacum (common tobacco)
Lineage: Eukaryota; Viridiplantae; Streptophyta; Magnoliopsida; Solanales; Solanaceae
Source: RefSeq, a predicted model, not a curated record